CACAAUUUUUUUUUUUGUUUGUUUGAACAAUGAAUGAAGUCGAAUUUUGUUCUGUAAUUAACUGCAACGAUUUGACCACUAUCCUGUCUUUUUUACUUCUCUCUGUGUCCGAUUGUCCUUUUUCAUGGUUGUUUCCUGAUAUUUAAUGGCUGUUGUUCAAGGAAAUGGGUUGCUGUUCAUCUUUAAUUAUGAGAGUUGCCUUUUAAUUUAGUUUUCCAUGUAUUUAUCUUACUUUAUUAGCAUUGAUGGCUCUUUUUUGCUUUUGCUCGAGCGGAAGGUCCACACUGUGAAGCUGCCCGAGUGGCGCGUUUACGCCUGCUUGCUGAAGAGGGUUUGUUUUUUAAUACUCUGCUUUAAAGGGGUUGAAGAAGAAGAGGAGCUGUUGGUUCUAUUGGUUUGCUUGUGUGCAAUUUUUAUGAAGCUUCUGUGAAAUUUGGGGUUAUGGAAGCUGUUCUGCUUUGGGGCUUUUUCUUCUUUUUCUCUUGAAGCUAGAAGCGUAGAGCGAAGCCAAACAGCUUGAAAUCUGUUUGAUUUUGAGUGAUUUUGAAGGAAUUCUUGGGUUUCGAGGACUGAUUUUGCUUGUUUUUGAAAGAUAUUUGGUUUCAUAAGUGCUUCUGGUGGUUUUCUGAAUAGGGAUUCUUCCGUUUUGGUUCUAACACUUGUAUUUUUGAAGUUCAACUCUCUUGUGAAUGGGAACUGAUGGUACUGAAAAUGUUGAGGCAGCUUCAAAUGUCCAUUCCUUUAAGGUUCAUUGUAGAAUGUGCACCGAGUUAAUGAAAUUGGUUGACCGGGUGUCGGAGAUAUUACCGGAAAUUGAAGCAGCUCGGCCUGGAAGCCCGGAAGGUCGAGAGGCGCUGUGCAAUUUAAACAAUGGAAAGAUGAAAGCAGAGCUGCUUCUUCAGUAUUGUCGAGAGUCUAGUAAGCUUUAUCUGGCAUUAACUGGAGAUCGAAUCAUCUCUAGAUGUCAUAGAGUGAGGACUUUGUUGGAGCAUAGUUUGCGUAAAAUUAAGUACAUGGUUCCUGUGACAUUGGCUCGAAAGAUCUCUCAAAUGGCAGAUGAUCUUAGGGUUGCAAAGUUUAUCCUCGACUCAUCCGACGAAGAGGCUUGGAAGGCUUUGCGACAAUUGCUGAAGCUAGGUGCUUCGCCUCCAGAUGUAUUGGAAAAGUCGGAAAUCGCAACUCUUAAAAUUGCUGCUUUGAGGCUUAAUAUUUCAUCACCCAAGGAAAUGUUAUACGAGAAACGGUCCAUCAGAAAACUAUUAGAUGAUGUUGGUCACGGCGAUCCCCCGAAAAAGAAGAUUUUGACAUACCUUCUAUAUAUUUUGAAGAAGCAUGGGGAGUUGAUACUGCAAGAAAUCAGGGAAAACCAAGCUGAUAGUUCUAACAGUAAUGGUCAUGGGGAAAUUGAAGUUAAUGUGAAACAUGGAAAUAAUGCUUCCCAUGCUGAUAUGAUACUCAACAGGGCCAUUCCCCCUGAGGAAUUUAAGUGCCCCAUAUCAAUGAGAUUGAUGUAUGAUCCUGUUGUGAUCGCGUCUGGAGUGACAUAUGAGAAGGUGUGGAUUGAAAAGUGGUUUGAGGAGGGUCAUAAUACGUGCCCGCAUACCAAAAUGAAACUAACCGAUUUUUCGAUGAUUCCUAAUGUUGAUCUAAAGAAUGUAAUUGAUAAAUGGUGCAUAAAGUUUGGAGUCACAAUCCCGGAUCCAACUGUGGAACCAGAAUGCCCCGAGGUUUGGGAGAAUUCCAUUGCUAGCUUUGGAAGUUCGAUGAAUGAUAUUCGUCUACCCAUCGAUUUUAGCAAUAUGUCGCUUGGAGGUCUCGAUAAUAGUUACUAUCCAGAUUCAUUGAGGCUCAAUGGUGGCAAUGAAUUGGCUAUCAAGGCUGGGCAGAGUAAAGAUCAUGAUCUGCAAAGGUUUCAAUCCGAUUCAUAUGCUGAGGAAGCAGACUUGGAGUUUCCAUCUACCAUAAAUGAGCUUUCGUGGGAAUCGAAAUGCAAGAUUAUUAAAGAUAUGAAAGUUGUCAUUAACAAAAAAGGCGUCGGUCCGGCCUUAUCUGAAACCGUCGUGGAUCACCUUGCCUUAUUUUUAAAGGAUGCGUGUGAUCAGCAGGAUUCCAAGGCUCAGAAAAAUGGAGCUGAGCUAUUUCUUUCACUUGUGAGAAGAAGCAGGUCUAAUAGGCUGAUUGUACCUGAGAAGGUUCUGACAACAUUAGCUAGUUUAUUGAAUUCAGUUGUGACUUAUGAAGUUCUUGCCAUUUUAGAAGCGUUAUCUGGCCACCGUAAAUGCGGGUCUAAUUUUGUCACAUCUGGUGUCCUUGCUUCAAUAGCUAAGUAUCUCGACUCAGAGGUCGGAGACUUGCAAGAAUUUGCCAUUAAAACCUUUUACAAUCUAUCCUCAAACAGCGACAUCUGCUCCGACAUCGUUUCACUGGGGUGCAUCCCAAAACUAGUUCCCUUGCUAAAUUAUGAGAAUCUCUCAGGCAAAUGUAUAUUCAUUCUGAAAAAUUUGUGCCACACAGAAGACGCAAGGAUCUCUAUUGUUGAAACUAAUGGCUGCAUUAGCUCUAUUGCUCAAUGUCUCUGGCUAGGCAGUCUCGAAGACCAGGAGCAUGCCGUUACCAUCCUCCUUUCGCUAUGCUCGCAGCGAUUCGAGUAUUGUGAGUUAGUAAUGGAGGAAGGUGUUAUCCCCCCUCUUUCCAGUAUAACUAUGAAGGGUAGUGAAAAAGGAAAAGCGGGUGCCACCGAAUUACUCCGACUUCUAAGAGACUUUCAGGAUAAUGAGCAGCAAGAACCUUGUGUUUCUGAACCUCCAUACUCGUACGAACCCCCUUGCAACUCCGAGCAAGGGAAGCCGAGCAAGAAGUCUGGAUUUCUUGGAAUGAACAUAUCAAUCUUCUCGAAGCGCGGUCUUCUAAAGAAGAAGUAAGUUUCAUCUCUCCCUGAGCAUUUGUUUAUGACCUUGGCAAAGCUGUGUAAAACUGCAUAUUUAAGUGUAAGAAGUAGUGUCUAUAAUGAAUUCAGGUAUGUACAUUUGUUUACUGUAGGGAAGAGUUCAGAUAUUAAGUAGCUUUUAGCUUAUUAUUCAUUUGGCAGUGUAUUGAAACCUACUGAUGAAACCCCUUGGCUUUGAACUCUUAGUGUGUUGUAUUGUAAAUAAGUUUCAGAAGGCUAAGAGGCCUUUUGUUGGUCUCUUUUGUCUUGUAUGUUAGCCUCUCUUUGCGUA
Cucurbita moschata (crookneck pumpkin) is the source of this 3218-nucleotide messenger RNA. RefSeq names its product U-box domain-containing protein 5. Gene Ontology annotation, biological process: protein ubiquitination. Lineage: Eukaryota; Viridiplantae; Streptophyta; Magnoliopsida; Cucurbitales; Cucurbitaceae. The transcript has 6 exons. Gene Ontology annotation, cellular component: cytoplasm; nucleus. The coding region runs from base 690 to 2921 and encodes 743 amino acids. Gene Ontology annotation, molecular function: protein binding; ubiquitin-protein transferase activity. The record is from RefSeq and is a predicted model, not a curated record.